CGCCGCCGCCGCCGCCACGCCCGACAACCCGUUCGAGUGUGACGACAUGAUGACGUCACUCUCGCUGCCCGCCUCCAGCCCGUCUCUGUUCCAGCAUGUGCAGAGCCCCAACGACAAGGAGGAGCCGGGCUGGGCCAUCGAGCAGAUGGCGCAGCUGCACCCGGCCCAUAUAGACGUCACGCCCUACCACAAACAGCUGCUCGGCCAGAAGUACGACCCGCACAAGGAGAUGCAAGUCCAGACGGCCAUUGAUCGCUUCUUCAGCUCGGAGAAGAUCGUGCCGUCGCCGUGGAGCGCCGGCGGGCCGCGGACGGUGGCGUUGGCCAGCUGCCUGGAGAGCCCACUGACGGCCAGCGCGCCGCCGGCCGUCCGCCACUGCGGCACGCAGACGGCGCUCACCCUGCCUGCGCAGCUGCCGGCCGAGCUGGAGCGUGCGCUGGCGCCCUACCUCUGUUGCGCCGCUGCCGACCAGAGCCAGAGCCGCGACGACGACUCGGUGAUGAGCACCUCGACGCUGCGUAGGAAGCUGCUGUUCCACAAUACCAACGGUGACGAGCCGACCAGCAACGACGUGUCCAUGGCGGACCCGAACGGCAGCGUCUACCACUUCCCCGGCACCCCGGACAAGGGUCAUCUGCUGCCGACGUCGCCGCCGUCUCCCGGUCGCUCGCGCACCUCCGUCCCCCACCGACCUGACGUGGACUCUCCCGCGGUCUCCCCCAUCUGCAAGUCGAUGAUGGCCUCGCCCAGCACGAGCAGCAUCAAGUCGCAGGGUUUGGCCAAGAUCCGGUACCCCAGCUCAGACAUCUCCGACCCAAGCGACGACGACGACGACGAUGUGGGAGGAGCGUCGGCGGUGGCUGCGGCCGAGCUGCCGAGCUCGCUGGCCGAGGACUCGGUGCCGCAGGACACCGGCUACCAUUCGACGCUCGCCUCGCUGCCGUCGCUGUCGGCGCGCCACCUGGCCGUCGCCGAGAACAGCCAGCUGGCGCGCCUCCUGGGCUCGGGCUCGGCCUCGAUGCUGCAUUCGACGCGGCUCGAGUCGCGCCUCGAGGCGUCCGAGCUGCCGUGCUAUCUAUGA
This is a messenger RNA of Pollicipes pollicipes, 1081 nucleotides long. RefSeq names its product protein aurora borealis. Gene Ontology annotation, molecular function: protein kinase binding. Bases 47 to 1081 code for a protein of 344 amino acids. Gene Ontology annotation, cellular component: nucleus; cytoplasm. Gene Ontology annotation, biological process: regulation of mitotic spindle organization; activation of protein kinase activity; regulation of mitotic nuclear division. Lineage: Eukaryota; Metazoa; Arthropoda; Thecostraca; Pollicipedomorpha; Pollicipedidae. The record is from RefSeq and is a predicted model, not a curated record. The transcript is spliced from 7 exons.